Messenger RNA from Durusdinium trenchii, 989 nucleotides. Lineage: Eukaryota; Dinophyceae; Suessiales; Symbiodiniaceae. The record is from the annotation of a GenBank genome assembly.
GCUUUGGCAUUUCUUGCUUGGUAGACGAGCUGUUGGCAUUGUUGUGGAACACACGCGGCAUUGCUGACAUCGUUGCUAUGCGAGCGAUUUCAGACGUCCAUGGAGGACGAUGAAGAAGCAGCUGCCUGGGCGGCGUUGCGCGCAGCGUUUGGAGAAGAUCCAGAGGAAGCCAGGACGGUGAAGAAGCCAAGGGUUGAGCCGACCACUGAAAACAGUCCGAGGAAGGCGCCGCCGAAGCGCUCCGACUCGACCGACGACUGGCUGCAGGGCGAGGUGGAUCGGCUGGUGGGGGAGAUCCAGCGAUUGGCCAAGCAGCCUUUGCCUACGGAGCUGUUGAAUGCUGUGUGGAAACUGCCAUUGGAGCAGCAGCAUGACGUGCUCCUGGGCACCAGGGAGCUUCUCCACGGGAACUGUGUGAACUCUACCGGACGAGUCUGGCAUUUCCUCGCCACCGAGGUGCGGGAUCGAGGAGUAGAGUUGCCGAGCUUUUCGUCCAUUCCGCGUGGACACCGAGCUGACCCCUUCGUCGGGAUGAGCGCGCUCUGGAUCUCAAGGGGGGAGGAGCGAUGGUUGCAGGAUAUUGGAAGGUUGGCCAAGUACCAAGAUCAAAAAGAAGAUAUACAGCGAACGCUUUACGCGGAUGUUUCUUUAACCUUUGACACAUCCUGCCCAACCAAAACGACAUUCUUUUCAGAAACGGCCUGGACUGUCCAGGUAGGUUUACUCCAGGUGGGUUCAUGGGCGGAUUGGAUGAUCCGUGGUCCGGUGAUUUUGGGUCGACCUGCAUCGACCUGCAUCGACCCAGGCCAAUGAGCGGGGGUUCGCUUAGAGGUCCCAGAGGUGGAAGGCCGCGGUCGCGGUCGCCGUCGAUCUGAUGGAGCGUGCAGUGGUAGUGAGAUUGUUUGACCAUUUACUUUAAAGAAGCAAAGAACUUCUUGACACAAAACAUGCCAGCGACCAAAAAUAGUACGAGCUGACCUUGUCGAGCU